AUGGAACAAACAAGAUUAACUCGCGCAGCUGAAGAACGGAAGAAACAAGAGGGCCGAAGGCGAAAGGCAGAGGAGGAGCGUCGGCGAAAGGCACAACAAAAACUGCGCAAAGAAGAGCAGGAACGUCACCAGGAGGAGGUUAGACGACGCACGGAAGAGCUGCGAAGAAAACAAGAAGAAGAACAACGAGAAAGGGAAGAAGAACAGCGCAAAAGGGAGGAAGAACAACGUCGACGAGAGGAAGAAGCAAGACAACGAGAGGAAGAGGCUCGACGGAGGAGAGAAGAAGAACGACGUCGGCAAGAGGAGGAGCAACAUAAAAGGGAGGAAGAGCAAUGCAAAAAGGAGGAAGAGCGGCGUCGAAGAGAAGAAGAAGCAAGACAACGGCAGGAAGAGGCUCGACGGAGGAGAGAGGAACAGCGACGUCGACGAGAGGAAGAGCAACGUAAAAGGGAAGAAGAACAGCGUCGACGAGAGGAGGAGGCAAGACAACGGCAGGAAGAGGCUCAGCGGAGGAGAGAAGAACAACGACGUCAGCAAGAGGAACAACGACGUCGUCAAGAGGAGGAACAGCAGCGUAUCGACCAGCAGCGUCGUGCCACUGAUGCCCAAGUCACUAUGCAACGUGUCGUCCUCGCUAGUUCGAUCGUCACGUUCAGUUCGGGUCUCUCCAUCGAGAACACCAUCACAGGCUUUGAAUCCUGCAAAGUCCGCGUCAAAAAUAUCCCCGGCGACGCGCGCCAGGAAGAAAUUGCAGCCUUGUUUACCCAACAGGGUCUUGAUAUGUCUGAGUUUCACGUCGUAUCUAUGAAAGACACCCCUGGGAGACGCGGGAAGAAAGAGGCAGAUAUCAUCACGAACGCCGAUGUUGCACAAUCAUUGGCGGUCGGCCUUGAAGGUCUCGAAUUCAGAGACGAGAGAUUGGAGUUUGAAGUCGGGAUAUUCAAUGCACCUGGUGCCAUGGGUGCUCUGACACCAAGGGACGAGAAUACGUUGACAAUCUCGUGUCGCGCACCUUCCGUCCGUUAUGUUGUCGAAUAUCCCGACAUAGCUUUCUGUCACACUAAAGUGAGGGAACUCGACGGUCGUAUAUGUGCCGGACGGCGGGUGAAGGUGGAAAUGAACCAACUCCCCCCAGGGCGUAUUGUGCCCAGCUUCCGACCAAACACUAUCAAGAUCAGUAACCUGCCUGAUGUUGUCCCUCCCUCCAUUGUGAUUGACUUCGCCCAGUCUCACUCAAUACGUGCUCUCAAACCUCAUAGCUUCGAUGUGGAUUCAGCGAUUCGCACUCUACGGCUACAUAUCAUGCAGAUAGAAGGCAUCGGAAUGCAGUCUUUCGACGUUACCUCCCGAGGUGAUAACGAAGCUGGGGUGCUUUCAAUUCGUGCCCGUUUCAAUACUUGGGAUAACACAAAGAAAGUUCAUGAUGCUCUCCUGGACCGACGUUUCAGUUUUAUCUGCAAUUCCGUGUUUUGGCUCCGGAUUCCCCCUCAAGCACUUUACACCAUUACCAUCCCAUCCGGACAGUACCGCGCCCAAGAAAACCUUUGGAAAGAGCUCCAGGAGAACAUCAAAGAUCGUAAAGCCUGCAACAUCAUUAUUCGUGAGCUCAACGGCGGGAACUACCGCAUCCAAGUGUCAGGGACGAUCAAGGCUGCCCUUGGUGCACUCAAAGUCCGUGUCGAAAGUUUAGCUGCUGGUGAAAAGAUCGAACGUUGGCACGACCAUCUAGCUUUUCCUCAAGCCCCGUUAAUGCAGAGGAUCACUGAGGCAGGCGCCUUUUUACGCUCGGAUUCUCGGAAGCGGACGCUCAAGCUGUAUGGAGAGCCGAAGGUGGUGGAAAAAGCCAAAGCAAUUGUUAUGGAGGAGUUGGAACGUCUUGCGUCUCUGGAAUUCACUGUGACAUUGCGACGUCCCUCGGUUGGAUACUUUGUCCGGAUUGGUCUUGCAGCGAUGAGAGAAGUUUUUGGUGAAGACAACGUGGCGCUGGAUAUUCGUUCUGCUGUUAUCACGGUAAGAGGAGGAGAGGAGGUACGGCUCCAUCUUGACAAUCAUAUCGCCGAGUCCCUCAAGUCCGUCAAUGUGAACGUCGCACCCGGAUCCCAUACAUGUCCUAUAUGUUACGAUGAUGUCUCGACGCCGUUUCAAUUGGUAUGCGAGCAUGUCUACUGCACAGGCUGUAUCCGCCAUUUCCUCACUUCUGCUGCUGAAACCGGAAAUUUUCCACUUGUAUGCAUGGGGAACGAAUCAACCUGCGGAACACCCAUCUCCAUUCCUGUCAUUCAAAAGUUCCUUCCACCGACUGCUUUUAACCACCUUCUAGAAACCGUUUUCACGACGCAUGUUGACAGACAUCCGCAGGAGUUCAGGUACUGCAAGACACCGGAUUGUGCACAGAUAUACCGCAGGUCGGAAGCCGUGUCUGUUUUACGAUGCCCAUCUUGCUUCUCAGAGAUAUGUUCUUCGUGUGGCGAAGAUUCGCAUAAAAGAUUGAGCUGUGAAGAUGCUCGUAUUCAUAAUAACCCGGCGGAGCAGGAACGAAUGAGUGAAGCAUGGCUUUUGCAGCAGCGUGGUAUCAAGAAAUGCCCAACCUGUUCACGCCUUCUAGAGAAGAUUGAAGGAUGCAAUCAUAUGACGUGCCCGUGCGGAGCUCAUAUUUGCUGGCGUUGCAUGGGAGUUUUCAACGCAGGUGAAAUCUACGACCAUAUGAAUACCGCGCACGGAGGUAUAUAUGGUGAUGAGCCUGCUCCUGCCCCGCCUCAACCUCAGGCUACUAUACCCCAGCACCAAAACCCAGGUGUGGACGUUUUUCAGGGUAUCGAUUACCUUGAACAGGUUCGGCUUCUUAACGAGGCGGAAGCUCGCCGUAUUGCACAAGAGCAGUAUGAUCGAGGUAGAAGGGAGCGGGAUAGAAUUGUUGCUCUCCGCGCAGAGGCCAUGGAACAACGGAGGCGGGAAGAGGCUGACCGAGAACGGCAGCUGAGGCUGGAACGAGAGACCCAAUGGCGGCAACAAGCUGAGCGCCAAAGAAGGGAACAGGAAGAAGCUGAUCGCUUGUAUCGACAGCAGGUCAAUUGGUGGCGCACAGAACAGAAUGAGAGAGAUCAACAAGUUGCGCUAGGGCGACAAACUCUCUGGCAACAGCAGCCGACCAGGCCUCAGCCUCCUCCUCAGCCGAGCCGCCAAGACCAAGGAUCGUGGUGCGUGGUGAUGUGA
Messenger RNA from Desarmillaria tabescens, 3216 nucleotides. RefSeq lists its product as uncharacterized. Gene Ontology annotation, biological process: protein linear polyubiquitination; proteasome-mediated ubiquitin-dependent protein catabolic process. Gene Ontology annotation, cellular component: ubiquitin ligase complex. Lineage: Eukaryota; Fungi; Basidiomycota; Agaricomycetes; Agaricales; Physalacriaceae. The transcript has 2 exons. Gene Ontology annotation, molecular function: ubiquitin-protein transferase activity; zinc ion binding; ubiquitin binding. The record is from RefSeq and is a predicted model, not a curated record. Bases 1 to 3216 code for a protein of 1071 amino acids.